CAGCUCGGCUUCGAUACARCUCCUCUCCUAUGUGGUGGCUCCCGCGACCAGCUCCUUGAACGUGAACAGUUAAGCUGAAGAGCGCUUUUCUAAAUACCACGAAAAUCUCACCGACUUUGGGGGGAGUUGGUCCUCGGUUGGAUAAGGUUUUCCCGCUCCGUGAGUUGGACCCAAAUCUCUAACUAUACCAGCAAUGGAUACUUGGCUUGGCUUCUGCCCAGGCUUGCACUUAACUCUGUGUACCUGGCUUCUGAUCUCCGCUCAUACCCAGCUAAAUGYCAAGGCGGAGAUAACUUGCGCAUCGUGCCAGUCGCCGGUCCAGCUACACCUGAAGGAAUUACAGCUGGAUACCGGUACGCACGCGGCUGAUGGUACGAGGCAGGCGGCCAAAGCUCUGGAACAGGUCCGGCUGGAGUACCAGCUACUCGGAGUUACUGACCAAAAUACUGGAGUACCAAGCGACACCCAACAGGCAGGUGUUCUCGUGGAUGAGCCGAGAUUCACUAGCGAUGGAGUUACCCCAAAAGUCGCUCUGGAAGAUUCAACCGGGUCUAGUGAAAACGAAGAAAGGUACCGUGGUGAAUAUAAUAUUGGGGUGGAUGAUUUGGGUAAGGUCAAGGAUGGUGCUGUGGAUGUUGCGUUACGGAGAGCGAAGCGAAGCGGUCCCGAACCCCCCGAGUUUAGGGAGAGCCUUAGGACCGGUGGCCCCGGUUUAGAAGGAGAGACAUCGGAUGAGAGAAGGAGUCCUGGUCCGUUACUGGACGGACACAGACUGGGCCGAUCCGAAUUCAAGUGGAACAGGGACGAGGGUCGAGGGACUUCCAGAGGAGAUGAUCCCAAACUAAGCAGCGCUACUUUCGCCUUGACCGGGGACUCAGCGCAUAACCACGCAGUGGUUUACUGGUCGGGGCAUAACAGCAGCGUGAUCCUGAUUCUGACCAAACUUUAUGACUUUCACCUGGGGAGUGUUACAGAGAGCACCUUGUGGAGAUCAACAGACUAUGGCUCCACCUAUGAGAGGAUGAAUGACAAAGUGGGAUCUAAGACGGUGCUGAGUUACCUGUAUGUCUGUCCAUCCAACAAGAGAAAGAUAAUGGUGCUGACAGACCCUGUUGAGAGCAGUGUGCUCAUCAGCUCGGAUGAAGGAGCAUCCACAUCGUCAGCAAGACAGCACCAGGUGUUCGGGCCAGUACAGGAGUGGAACCAGAACGACACGUACAAGCCCGUACUCUCCGACACCCGGAUCACUCUUCACCUGGCCAUGGAAAUGUAUAAUAGCUUCGUCAAAUAUAAUGGACUGUCUGUCAUUUCUCAGCCCUUCUGUUCGCUCCAUCUCCAACUGCAGACGUCUGAAAACCCCUACUUGUCAGGCAGCAUAUCAACCAAGGCCUCAGCACCGGGAAUCAUAGUGGCCACAGGGAAUAUUGGGUCUGACCUGUCGUACAAUAACGUUGGAAUGUUCAUCUCAUCUGAUGCUGGUAACAACUGGAGACAGAUAUUCGAGGAGGAACACAAUGUCUGGUUUCUGGAUAAAGGAGGGGCCCUUGUCGCUGUGAAACAACCAACCGCCCCCACUAGACAUUUACAAAUAAGUUUUGAUGAGGGGCGUCAGUGGACCAGACACAGCUUCUCCUUGGUGCCUCUGUUCGUGGACGGGAUGCUGGUGGAGGCCGGGACAGAGAACCAGAUCAUGACGUUUUUUGGACAUUUCAGCCAUAGGUCCGAGUGGCAGCUUAUCAAGAUAGACUACAAGUCCAUCUUCAACAGGAAAUGUACAGAAGGAGACUAUCAGACGUGGCACCUUCACAACAAGGGCGAGCCGUGUGUGAUGGGCCAGAAACAGAUCUAUAUGAAACGCAGACCAGGAAACUAUUGCAUGCUGGGAAAAGACUACGCCAAAGUCCUCUCUGCUGAGUCGUGUAUCUGUCGGGCCCACGACUUUGAAUGUGAUUAUGGYUAUGAACGGCGUAGAGAAGGGAACUGUCUACCAGCGUUCUGGUUCAACCCAGCUGUUGUAUCAAGGAGCUGCAGCCAAGGACAGAACUACCUCAACAGCACAGGGUACCGAAAAGUGGUGUCCAACAACUGCAUCAAGGGAGUCAAGGACAUGUACACACCCAGGAAGCAGAUGUGUCCCAACAGGGCUCCAAAAGGYCUUUCUCUCUCCACCAGAGAGGGCAAGCUUACCGCCGACCUGCACACCAACGUCACCUUCCUGGUGCAUCUGGAUGAGUUGCUGGCUCCAUUUGUGGCCAUCAAGAACAAGGAAGUAAACCUAACAGCAGUGGUCUGGCCCAKCCACUCCAGGACCCUCACCUACUUCUGGUGGCUGGGGAACAGCACUGAGUUCUUCAAAUCUCUGCUUUUAUCUUUCUCCCCUAAUCUGGACGAGURCAACCCUGACGUCCCCGAGUGGAGACAGGAUGUGGGGAGAGUCAUUAAGAAGGCUCUGCUCCAAGUGUCAGACUUUCCAGAGGAUCAGCUAUUGGUUGCAGUGUUUCCAGGUGUGCCAACGGCCGCUGAGCUCUUCCUGUUACCACACAAGAACCAAUCAGAGGGCAGGAAAAAGAGCGAGGAGGAGCUAGAGCAGAUCUCUGAGAUACUUGCCAGCGCUCUGAACCAGAAUCUGGUGGAGUUUGAGCUAAAGCCAGGAGCAAGAGUAAUCGUUUACAUCACACAGCUAACUUUGGCACCCUUGGUGGAUUCCAKCCCGAGACACAGCAGUUCAGCCAUGCUGAUGCUCCUAUCAAUAGUAUUCCUGGGUUUAGCAGUGUUUCUCAUCUACAAAUUCAAGAGAAAAAUCCCCUGGAUGAACAUAUACGCGGAGGUGAACCAGGAGAAAGAGCAGGAGAUGAUCGGUUCGGUCAGCCAGAGCGACAGCACGCCUAAGACCACCCUCAGUGAGUUCUCUACGCCCAAAGAAGUCAUGGAGAAGGAGAUGGACGCCAGAGUUAAACGGCGAAUUGGAAAUGCCUGCGAGAGCACAAGGGAGAUUCCUAACUGUACUAGCGUGUAAAGCCAGGGAAGGAAUGCAACAAAUGUGUACAGACUUAAAGUAUUGCCAUUUUGAGGGUUCGCUCUAUUCUGGUUUCUUUUGUAAUUUCUCAAACACAACCCCAAUGUUAAUAGUUUUCUAAGGACCUCAUUUAUACUGAAGUGCAUGGGUGUCUUGUUUGAUAGCAUCUAUGCUGCAAAUUUGAAAUCAAUCCACUAAAUAAGACACGUUUUAAUAACAAGUAUAAGCUACAUAGGCCUACUGUAACACAAUUUGGAUUAUAAAGAAAGGUUUAAUUUUCAGUCCGUAAUUGUCUUAUUUCAUGGACUUUUCUCAAAGCCUUUAUCAAAACCUAUGAAGAGAGUUAUGUACAUUUCUUAACGUUUUAGUUUUCAUGAGGUCUAASAGUUUUUGUCUGUAUGAGCCAUCAUGUCUAGGUCUCCGAUCUAACAGGGAAUAUUAUUGAAAUUGUACCAUAUUAUCUUUAGAUAUCCGUUAUCGCUCUGUAUAUAAUAUAUGUAUAUU
Molecule: messenger RNA, 3520 nt
Organism: Salvelinus sp. IW2-2015
Lineage: Eukaryota; Metazoa; Chordata; Actinopteri; Salmoniformes; Salmonidae
Source: RefSeq, a predicted model, not a curated record